Erinaceus europaeus (western European hedgehog) is the source of this 3716-nucleotide messenger RNA. RefSeq names its product Spi-C transcription factor (gene SPIC). Gene Ontology annotation, biological process: regulation of transcription by RNA polymerase II; cell differentiation. The record is from RefSeq and is a predicted model, not a curated record. Lineage: Eukaryota; Metazoa; Chordata; Mammalia; Eulipotyphla; Erinaceidae. The coding region runs from base 305 to 1051 and encodes 248 amino acids. The transcript is spliced from 6 exons. Gene Ontology annotation, molecular function: DNA-binding transcription factor activity, RNA polymerase II-specific; sequence-specific DNA binding. Gene Ontology annotation, cellular component: nucleus.
UUUUGCUAGUACUUUUGAACCUUAAAAUACAAACUGUUUUAUGCUAUUUCAAAAUAAGAGCCCCUAAUGUCAACUAGCCCUGUCAUGACACAGAAAUUACAAAGGCACUGUAUCUUUUAAAGAAAAUCCCCUUUUUGUAGCACUUCCUUAAAAACAGCUAUUUAAUGCAACUCUGCCAGUUCUUGACAGUUCUGUCUUAACAAUUCUGAUUGUAAAAGAUUGGGAAGAAAAUUUAGGUUUUGUCUUUUUUUUUUUUGGUAAAGGGUUGAAGUGUCUUCCUGAAUUAUCUCUUUAUUAAUGAAGCAUGGCUGGUGUCGAACAAGACAAACUGGGUCAAGCAUUUGAAGAUGCAUUUGAGAUAAUGAGGGAUAACUCGACUGGUGAUGGUUCGUACCCCCCAGAUUACAAAAAUUACCUAGCUUUUAUCAACCACUGUUCUCACGUUAGAGGAACUUCCAGCUACUACACUAUGUUGCCUCCGGAGGAACCCGUCAGUAAUUGGAGAGCAGUUGUAAACAGUGCUACAGACUUCUAUUUGGGUGGAGAUAUUCAUCAGUCUCUGCAGCACAUCUCUGAAAACCAACUGGCACAACCUGUUGUUUCCCAACAAAAGGGAGGGAAAGGCCGGAAGAAACUCCGUCUGUUUGAAUAUCUUUAUGAAUCCCUGUGUAAUCCUGAGAUGACAUCUUGCAUUCAGUGGGUAGAUAAGAGCAAAGGCAUCUUUCAGUUUGUAUCAAAAAACAAGGAAAAACUUGCCCAACUUUGGGGGAAAAGAAAAGGCAACAGGAAGACCAUGACUUACCAGAAAAUGGCCAGAGCACUGAGGAAUUACGGAAGAACUGGGGAAAUCACCAAAAUAAGGAGGAAGCUGACUUACCAGUUCAGUGAGUCCAUUCUCCAAAGACUCUCUCCAUCUUGUUUCUUGGACAAAGAGUUCUUCUGCUCACAGUAUGCUCAACCCAAUCAAGACUAUUUCAGUUUAAGUAAUUGGAAUGCAAAUUAUAAUUGUGUAGCUGCCAGUUACCAUGAGUCAAUUUGUCCCCAUUGCUAAAUAUUUGCAUACCUGUUAGGAUUUCCUGACAUCAGAAGUCCCUAAAAAUUCCAGGAUAUUUCUCUUAAGGCAAAUACUGAACAGCAAAAACAAAAAACUAAUUCCAUUCUUGCUAAUUUUUAUUGAAUAGUAUAAAUUCUACCAGUGAACAACUAAAUGUUCUUGUUCUUAUAAGAAAAGUCUGCAAUAUUUUCUAGAUUAAAAAUGCUUGCUAUAAAUAGAUAUAGAGACAGAAACACUGUUUUCUAUCAGGCAAAAAAUAAUGAUUCUAACUUGUAUUUGAUUUUAGGGGGAAAAAAAGACUGCAAUGAUGCACAUGCUAAAAUGCAGUCAUAGUUUUAAAAGCUUCUGUGGCUGUCUAUGUUUUUCAGUACUUAAGACCUCAUAGUCUAUAAACUUGUGGCACCACAGAAACAAUAUAGGAAAAAUGCUUACAUUUCCUUACAUUUGUCUCUUCCCUAGGGCACAUGCAGGAGCUAACAUUUCUUGUUAAAUUGUCACUCAGACACAGGGAGGUGCUUUUGCCUUGCUAACUUGCUUACCCAACUUCGGAACAGUCUUCAUACCUUGAAGUAGCCAACUGAGACUAGGCUUGCAGAGUAGAGGGCAAAAUAAAAACAAAUAAUAUAUCCAAAGAGAACCAGGAUUUAGGAAUCCCAAUUGAAAGCUAUGGCUUAGCCUUCACAUUUUACAAGGACUCCUGAGAGUCCUUGUUUUUUCCUGCUUGGCAGCUACACACACAUAUGCCAUCUUUAUUAUGAUGUAGAGAAAUUACCUAGACUGCUUGAACCAUCUUAACUCCUGGCCAGCAGACCAAGAGUCUCCUGCUGGAUGCCAUAUUGAAUUUAUUGCAUUCAGUAUUGUCUCUUUUUCUUUGUGUCCUGCUGGUGCAUUUCCUUCUUCAGGGACUUUUAAGGAAAUUAGAGCCAGAGUAAUUGAAUGGAGGCAAACCUGACAUUGGCUCUUUUCACAGUAAGUUGAGUUUCAGUUGAGACUGGAUAAUGUUGAAGCCUAAUCCCCAGUGCACUAGGACAUGAGGCCUUAGGAAGGUGAUUCCAUUACAGAGACUUUUCUCAUCUCAGUGCAUAGAAGGUAACCUCUGAACCAGGAAGCAGACACCAAAUUUGCUUAUACUUUGGUCCUGGACUUCCUAGCCUCCAGAACUCUGAGAAAUUCAUUGUUUAUGAGCCAUUCAAUUUAUGGUACAGACAUACCUCAUUCUAUUAUGCUUUGCUUUAUUACAUUUUGCAAAUAUUGCACUUGCAGGGUUGUAGUAACCCUAUUGACCAAAUCUGCUGGGGCAUUUUUUUCUGAUAGUUAUAAAAAUAAUGGAUAGAAUUAUUAUUUUUUUUGUGGUCCAGGAGAUGGUGCAGUAGAUAAAGCAUUGGACUCUUAAGCAGGAGGUCCUGAGUUCAAUCCCUGGAAGCACAUGUAUCAGAGUGAUGUAUGGUUCUUUCUCUCCUCCUAUCUUUCUCUCUAUCUUUCAUUAAUAAAUAAAUAAAAUCUUUAAAAAAUUAUAAUUUUUUAGUUAUAAAAUCUUUUUUUUUUUUUUUUUUUUUUUGCACUAUGCUACCACUAAAUGACCUUCCUGGGGCUGUUUUAAAAAUUCUUUUAUUUUAAAGAAAAAAAAUAUCACACUGCUCCACCAUCUAUGGUCUCUUCCAGUGCUAUCCCAGUGAGUGUUGGGACUUGUUUGAAAGUCUUAAUUCCAGACAUGAGAGCCCUCUCCCUCAAGAGCCUCUCCUGCCUUUCCUCUGCAACUAGCUCAUUUACCACACUUUACCAGACACUCAUGUUAUUGGUGAAAACAUAAUCUUCCUAGUCACGACAACUGAUUAGGGGUUGUAUUGUUAAAUGGGAAACUGGGGAAUUUUAUGCAUGUACAAACUAUUGUAUUUACUGUUGAAUGUAAAACAUUAACUCCCCAAUAAAGAAAUAAAUUUAAACAAAAAAGAAAGAACACAGGAAAACUCAAAGUAAAGGCCAUGGAGAGGGUUAUUAGGACAAAGUAGAUAGUUGAGAAAAUCCAAAGUGACAGUUGUGGAGAGGUUGCUGUGUUAAAAUUAAAAUGUAGUUUUCCUACUCCAUUAUAGAAGUGCCAUAGACCUAGCUAUUUCAUUUCUGGCUGUUUAUUUGAAUCAUAUGAAGACACCAAUCAAAAAGAAACCCGCCCCUAUGCUCUUUGCAGCCCUGUUUAUAACAGAAAAAAUAUGGAAACAAUCUAGAUGCUCAUGAGUGAUUAAUAACAUUUUAGUUAAUGUUAUUAAUGCAUAUAUAAUCCCAUAGUCUACAAGACAUAGCACAGGUGUGUAGUUCAUACCACCUAGCUUUGUGUAAUUACAUCCUGACAUUUGCCCAACUAUGAAAUUGCCUAACAGUGCAUUUCACAGGCAGGAAUCCUUAUCAUUAAACAGCUGUAUAUACACAAUAGAAUGCAAUAUCUUAGAUUCACACAACAGAUUGGUGGUUACCAGUAGAGACAGGUUUUAUGGAGUCAGUGAAAGAUAAAGGGAGUCAGUUAUGGUGGUGGAUGGAAACUAGACUUUAGUGAUGGUCAUAAUGUAAUAUAUAUGUAUAUAUAUAUAGAUAUUGAAAUACAUUGCUGCACACCUAAAAUAUAUCAUGUUGCAAAUCAAUGUUAAUCCAAUAAAAAAGUUUAAAAUUU